AUGAAUAAUUCGUUUGAUAUGAAUGUGACACACACCAACUCGCCAUAUCGAAGACAGGAUAUGGAGGUGGAGGACGGGGAAAAAGAGAGCUCAUCACAGUAUUGUAAAGGAUUUUUCGAUGCACUGCGUGUUGUUCAAUCUUCAAAUAAAUUCGAAUUCAAUGGAGUCACCUCUCCCGUUCUCCCAAACAACCUCUCUACAACUGCCUUCAGUCCAAUCACUCCAGCAACUGCAAGCGACAUGCAUACUAUUGUAAUGUCAAUUCUUGGUACUCCAAUCACGGGUGCUCCAGCAAUUCAGCCACUUUCUUCACCAACACUUCUUCCAUUGGUGACAAGUGGAGAUCUUCAAAUGGAUGACCUGUCUAUGAAGCUUCUCGCUUCUUCUGCUAUUCCCGGACCUCCAAUUGUGUCAUCUUCCAACUCACCAGACUCAUCCACAACUGCAGUCAAUACUUCUCAAAUUACGACUCUUCCGCCACUUCUAAACAAUUUCGUUUCGUCUACCACUGCUUCUACUUCACGUCCAGACAAACUCAAUUUGACUCCUCCACAGUCCGAGAUGUCAAUCGCCAAUUAUAGCGACGAUUCAGACGGAGGAUUUGAUUCGAGAAGUGUUUCGAGAGCCGGCGGAUCGAACAGAGAUGGAAAAACGACUUCUCAUUCGGUUUCUUCGUUCACAAUAUUCAAAAUUUUUAUGUGCAAAAUAGUGAAGAAGGGUCUCCGGGAUUCAUUCAUAAUUCAUAUCUUCCUGCUCGUUUUUCAGUCUAAGGGCAUUCUUGCUGCUAACCAUCUCCACAUGUUCUCUCAUUCUAUUCUUUAUUUUUGA
Messenger RNA from Caenorhabditis remanei, 828 nucleotides. RefSeq lists its product as uncharacterized. The record is from RefSeq and is a predicted model, not a curated record. Bases 1 to 828 code for a protein of 275 amino acids. The transcript has 7 exons. NCBI's taxonomy places the organism in Eukaryota, Metazoa, Nematoda, Chromadorea, Rhabditida, Rhabditidae.